This is a messenger RNA of Euleptes europaea (tarantolino), 595 nucleotides long. It is a transcript of the gene NCBP2, whose product is annotated as nuclear cap binding protein subunit 2. Gene Ontology annotation, cellular component: nuclear cap binding complex. The transcript has 4 exons. Lineage: Eukaryota; Metazoa; Chordata; Lepidosauria; Squamata; Sphaerodactylidae. Gene Ontology annotation, molecular function: RNA cap binding. Gene Ontology annotation, biological process: mRNA cis splicing, via spliceosome. The coding region runs from base 1 to 507 and encodes 168 amino acids. The record is from RefSeq and is a predicted model, not a curated record.
AUGUCGGGGGUUCUGAGCACGACGUUGCGAAGGCUGAAUAGCGACUCGUACUGCGAAAUCAGCCGUUACCGCGACCAGCGCUUUCAGGGCAGCCAUUCCGAGCAGAAGAAGGUUCUGAAGCACGCUACCACACUUUAUGUAGGCAAUCUGUCCUUCUAUACCACAGAGGAGCAAAUCCAUGAGCUCUUUUCCAAGUGUGGGGAUGUCAAGCGCAUCAUCAUGGGGCUUGACAGGGUGAAGAAAACCCCAUGUGGCUUCUGCUUUGUGGAAUACUACACUAGAGUAGAUGCUGAGCAUUCUAUGCGGUUCAUCAAUGGAACUCGGCUGGAUGACCGCAUCAUCCGAACAGACUGGGAUACCGGGUACAAGGAAGGACGGCAGUUUGGCCGUGGGAAGACAGGAGGCCAGGUGCGAGAUGAAUACCGGACAGAAUACGAUGUUGGAAGAGGUGGCUUUGGCAAGAUGGUUCAGAUGCAAAAGACAAAUCAACAGACAGUGAUCUACUAGCAACUUCUUGGAUUGAGGGCAGGAGUGGGAGAAGAGGAAGACAGGAUUCUUCCAGGACUGUUGGGUGUGUGUAGUUCAUGAUGGCAGA